AUGCCGUCGUUCGGUCCUUGGGCGGACAUUCCCCCAGAGCUCCUCGCCCUCGUCGGCGAUGGCCACCACCUGCUAGAAUUCUACUGUUGUGCCCACGGCGUCUGCACGGCGUGGCGCGCCGCCCUCCUGCCUCCAAUCCCUUCGCUCGUCACCGUCACCAUCCCACCACCCGGUGCUUCUUCCCUCUACCGGCACUUCCCGGAGGAGAUCCGUCUCCUCCCAAUGAGGAACGACAACAAGCCUGUGCCAAAGAUUGUGUUCGCGCCAAACCCCAAGCCUGAUGACUAUGUUGCCAUUGCUAUCUGCGACCUACGUCGGCUAGCCUACACCAAGACAGGGGACAUGAAGUGGAUGAUCCUUGACGUUGCCAUUAGGGAGGGGGACAAGCUCAUCGACGUGGCCUACGACACCGACGACGGCAAGCGACGGAGGCCCAUCGUUGAACCGUUGCUGGCUGAGUGCGUCGGCCUCCCGUUCAACCCCGCCGCCGCCUACGCCCCGCCAUACGACACGGCGUCCAAGUUCACAAGCGUCAAGCAUGUCUUCUUCUUCGGCGGUAACUUGUACCAAGUGUGGCGGAACGCCACCAGCGCCUGCUCUUGGCUGACGCCGGACAGUGGCCGGUUCGUCAUGUCGAAAGACCACAUCUUCGUCCUCAAGUACAACCCUGAGCGCCGGCCAUGCUGGGACGCAGUGACGGACCUGGGAGGCUACUCGGUGUUCAUCGGCAAGAACCAUCCUAUGGUGCUGCAGCCAAAGAAUGCGCCAAGCGUGACGGCCAACUGCGUGUACUGGAUCAACGAGCAAUCGAGGAAUGAACCCAUGGUGUUCGACAUGGUCACCGGGACCUCGACACUUCACCCUUCCGCCGCCAAAGCACUGUCUCCCUUGUGCAAACUAGUUUGCUGCUGGUACUUCUUGGAUGACAAGAUCACAGAGGUCCAAGACUAUGGAAGAAAACGACGUCUAAUAAGUAUAGAUCAUUGCGAGAAGGUCUCCAAGAGUAGUCGGAAGGCUCACUAG
Molecule: messenger RNA, 1023 nt
Organism: Miscanthus lutarioriparius
Lineage: Eukaryota; Viridiplantae; Streptophyta; Magnoliopsida; Poales; Poaceae
Source: the annotation of a GenBank genome assembly